This is a messenger RNA of Drosophila guanche, 3000 nucleotides long. RefSeq lists its product as uncharacterized. Gene Ontology annotation, biological process: transmembrane transport; carbohydrate transport. Bases 118 to 2982 code for a protein of 954 amino acids. Lineage: Eukaryota; Metazoa; Arthropoda; Insecta; Diptera; Drosophilidae. The transcript is spliced from 12 exons. Gene Ontology annotation, molecular function: sugar transmembrane transporter activity. The record is from RefSeq and is a predicted model, not a curated record. Gene Ontology annotation, cellular component: membrane.
AGCGUGAAAACUUAGGGGCAAGCGACGCCCAUCGAGCAAACGAGGAUACGUCGUGCCAUGCAUUUAAUAUAAACUUAAUAUAAUUUAAUCAGUAGUGAAAAGUAAUAGCUGUAAAUAAUGAGCUCCUCGGGUAGUACUAAAAAUCAGUAUCUGGCAGCCAUAAGUGUUAACAUUGUCACCAUAUCCUAUGGCGCCUUUUGUGGCUGGCCCUCUGCCAGCUUUCUGGAACUUGGCAGCGAGGAUAGUCCCCUGGAAACGGGUCCACUGUCCAAUCAGGAUCAGGGCUGGGUGGCCUCAACCAUUUGCAUAGGCGGUCUGUUCGGCACCAUUCUGUAUGCCUGGCUGGCGGAUAAAAUCGGCAGACGCUGGUCACUGCUAUGGACGGCGCUGCCAAAUUUGAUUGGUUGGAUUAUUAUACCUUAUGCCAGCACUCCAACGCACUUGAUUAUUGCACGCUUCAUUGGCGGCGUGGCGGGCGGUGGCUGCUUUGCGGUGAUACCGAUUUAUGUGGCAGAAUUGGCAUCGGAUAGUGUUCGCGGCAUCCUGGGCACUUAUCUGCUAGUCACCUGCAAUGGUGGCGUCGUCUUGGCCUUCAUUUUGGGCUACUUUUUCGACUAUAUCACAGUGUCCUGGAUAGUCUCCACCUUGUCCUUUGUGUUUGUGGGCUGUUUCUGGUUCAUGCCCGAGACGCCGCAGUAUCUGGCCAAGCAGAAUCGCGUGGAGGAGGCCGAACAGUCACUGCGUUAUUAUCGCAAUAUACGCCUCAGUCCCGCCAAAGAACUCAGCGAAGAUCUCAAGCUGGAGCUGGAGAAACUGAAGCCCAGCGAAAAGACAGAUCUUGAUGCCAAGGAUGCUGACAAUGCGGAGAAUGAGAACGCUGUCACCUGGGCUGAUUUUGCUGAGGCCAAGGCCCGCAAAGCCUUUUUUAUUGGUCUGGGCCUCGUGACGUUCAAUCAAUUGUGCGGCUGCUUUGCGAUGGUCAACUACACGGCUGUGAUAUUCGAGCAGGCGGGUGCCAGUCUGGCACCCGCAGUGUCUGCCAUUAUUGUGGGUUCCAUACAGCUGCUCGGCACCUACACGUCCACGUUGCUGGUGGAGCGACUCGGUCGCAAGAUCCUGCUGCUCGUCUCAGCCGUCGGCAUUGGCCUCGGGCAGAGUGCCAUGGGCAGCUACAGCUACCUGAAGGUUUUGGGCUACGAUGUUAGCUCUUUCGGUUGGGUGCCCAUUGCGGGCUUCUCAUUUAUGCUGCUGCUGGCUGCCAGUGGAUUGCUGACGUUACCCUUUCUGGUCAUAGCGGAGCUGCUGCCGCCAAAAAUACGCAACAUGGCGAAUAUGAUACUCAUAUCGGUGCUUUAUGUGAUUUCCACAGCGACUAUUAAGUUUAUGCCCCUCUUCACCGAAUCUUUGGGCAUGCACGGCACUGUAUUUAUGUUUGCCAGCAUGUCCUUUAGUGCCGCUUUGUUCAUUGCCAUUUUUGUGCCUGAAACCAAGGGCAAGACAAACGAAGCCAUUCUGGCCAACCUCUAUAUAAGCAGGAGGGUCUGGCAUUCGCGCGCAGAAAUCCCCCCCGAGUGGAAGACAUUUCCAGCUGCAAAUAUGACAAAAAUAUUUCAGAAUUCGCUGCUGCAGCCCAAGACACGAUAUCAACUGUUGGCCACAGUCAUCGUAAACAUCAUCAUGUUUGGCCAUGGUGUUGGAGUGGGCUGGCUGUCACCGACUUUAACGAAAAUUCAAUCACCCAACUCUCCUUUGGAUUUUGUUGUGAACAUCGAUGAGAUUUCCUGGCUGGGCUCGAUGCUCGGUCUGGGCAGCUUGUGUGGCAAUCUGAUUAUGGCUUUGCUGCUGGAACGAGCUGGUCGAAAGUUUUGCAUUUAUCUAAUGGCAAUACCAAAUGCGUGCCUGUGGAUUCUCAUCUACUGCGCCUCCCAUGUGGGUUACCUGUAUGCUGCGCGUUUUCUGUGCGGCUUUACGGGUGGCGCUGGCUAUGUGGUCAUUCCCAUUUUCAUCAGUGAAGUGGCCGAUUCCAGCAUUCGCGGUGCCCUGAGCUCCAUGGUCAUGUUAUCCGUCAACCUGGGCAUUCUGGCUGGCUAUAUAUUGAGCACAUAUCUGCCCUACCACAUUGUGCCCUUUUUGGGUAUUUUGCUGCCAAUUUCCUACUUUUUAGCCAAUUGCUUGCUGCCCGAAACGCCACCGUAUCUGCUGAAGCGCAGCCAACUAAGUGCAGCUGAGAAAUCCUUCCGAUAUUAUAGAAAUCUGCGUGAAGAAACUGCGGCAGACAUAUCCAAGUGCAAAUUUGAGGAGCUGCGCACGGCAGUGCUCGCUCAGCAGGUGCAAAAUACAACAACAGCCUUGAGUUACAGAGAUUUGAUCACCAAACCCGCUCUGAAAUCUUUUGGUGCUGCGGCUGUGCUCUGCAUGGGCUACCAGUUCAGCGGCGUCUUCAGCUUCAUCAACUACAUGUCUGACAUAUUCGCCUCAUCUGGCUCAGUGCUGGAUGUCAACACCUGCACAAUCAUUAUUGGUGUAGUGCAAAUUGUGGGCGUCUAUACCUCGACGAUAUUCGUGGACAUCGUGGGACGACGACUGCUCAUGCUGAUGUCCACCCUGGGUGUGGGUCUGGGCUGCAUCGCUUUUGGUUGCUUCACCCACUUUGCGGGGAUCUAUGAUCUCAGCGAGUUCAAUUGGCUGCCACUGGUGCUGAUGGUACUCAUUGUGUACUUGGGAAAUAUUGGACUUAUCGGAAUCUUCUUUCUGGUGUUGGUGGAACUUUUUCCAUCGAAGAUACGCUCUUUGGCCACCUCCAUCUCCGUUAUAUUCCUGAGUCUCCUCGUCUUUUGCACGUUGAAGUUAUUCCCAUUGUUCCUGCACUUUUUGGGCAUAUCGAUUACCAUGUGGUUCUCAGCCGUUUCGGGUUUGCUAACAUUUGUUUACUUUUUGCUGUUUUUGCCCGAAACCAAAGGAAAAUCUAUGAUUGAAGAUUAAACCAGAAUUUUUAUCUAA